This is a messenger RNA of Lathyrus sativus (Indian pea), 2262 nucleotides long. NCBI's taxonomy places the organism in Eukaryota, Viridiplantae, Streptophyta, Magnoliopsida, Fabales, Fabaceae. The record is from the annotation of a GenBank genome assembly.
AUGAUGCUAUCUCUAGGUUCUGAUGCAACUGUGUUACCUUUUCAUGCUAAGAAUCUCAAAUUCACUCCAAAGUUAAGUACUUUGAAUGGUGAUUCAACAUUUAGCAAGGGUUUGGGUGUUGGUAGAUUGAACUAUGGAAGUGUUAGGUUGAAUCAUAAGCAGCAUGUGAGAGCUGUUGGUAAGAGUUUUGGUGCAGAUGAGAAUGGAGAUAGGUCAGAGGAUGAUGUUGUUAAUGCUACAAUUGAAAAGAGCAAAAAGGUUCUUGCUUUGCAAAGGGAACUUAUUCAACAGAUUGCUGAAAGAAAGAAGCUAGUUUCUUCUAUAGAUAGUGACAACAUUCCUGGAUUGGAAGGAAACGGUAUUUCUUAUGAAAGUGGUGAAAAAUCUCUGUCAAGCGACUCAAAUCCACGGAAAGGUUCUUCCAGCAGCGGCAGUGCUGUUGAAAACCAAAACGGUGGCACUGUUUUCAGCAACUAUGUCCGAUCUAAAGAAAUGGAGACAUGGGCUGUUUCGUCUGUUGGCAUUAGUCAAGAUUUUGAUGAAAUUAAAAAGAAAAACGACGCUGAAAUGGCGUCGUCUAAGCUACACUUCGAUGAACAAAUUAAAACCAAGUUGUACGAGAGACCUGAUACGAAAGACAUUUCAAGUAGCAUCCGAACUUCUAGCCUAAAGUUUGAAAAUUUCGAAGGUGCGAGUGAAUCAAGUUCAAAGGAGGUUGCCAAUGAAGCUGAGAAUUUCGAGAGCGGUGGUGAAAAGCCACCACCGUUGGCUGGGACCAAUGUUAUGAACAUUAUAUUGGUUGCUGCAGAAUGCGCUCCUUGGUCGAAAACAGGCGGGCUUGGAGAUGUUGCUGGAUCACUACCGAAGGCUUUGGCUCGGCGUGGACAUAGAGUUAUGAUUGUUGCACCUCGUUAUGGUAAUUAUGCUGAAGCACACGAUAUAGGAGUACGGAAGAGAUACAAAGUAGCUGGUCAGGACAUGGAAGUGACAUAUUUCCAUACUUAUAUUGAUGGUGUCGACCAUGUUUUUAUUGAAAGUCCAAUAUUUCGCAAUCUAGAGAGUAACAUAUAUGGCGGAAACCGAUUGGAUAUUCUAAGGCGCAUGGUGUUGUUUUGCAAGGCAGCGGUCGAGGUUCCUUGGCAUGUUCCGUGUGGUGGAAUUUGCUAUGGAGAUGGAAAUCUGGUCUUCAUAGCAAAUGAUUGGCAUACUGCAUUGCUGCCGGUGUAUCUGAAAGCAUAUUAUCGCGAUCAUGGUUUGAUGAACUAUACACGAUCCGUUCUCGUGAUUCAUAACAUAGCUCACCAGGGUCGGGGCCCGGUCGAUGAUUUCAACACCGUGGAUUUAUCUGGAAACUACUUGGACCUUUUUAAAAUGUACGACCCUGUUGGAGGUGAGCACUUCAACAUCUUUGCAGCCGGGUUGAAAACUGCUGACAGGAUUGUCACCGUCAGUCACGGUUAUGCGUGGGAGCUUAAAACUUCUGAAGGUGGUUGGGGUUUGCAUAACAUCAUAAAUGAAAAUGACUGGAAAUUUCGGGGAAUUGUGAACGGUGUCGACACAAAAGAUUGGAACCCUCAAUUCGACGCUUACUUGACAUCAGACGGCUACACUAACUACAACCUGAAAACCCUACAUACUGGCAAGCGUCAAUGUAAGGCAGCUUUGCAGAGGGAGCUGGGUUUGCCUGUCCGUGAGGAUGUUCCGAUAAUUUCCUUCAUCGGAAGGCUUGAUCACCAGAAAGGUGUUGAUCUUAUAGCCGAAUCAAUUCCUUGGAUGAUGAGCCACGAUGUUCAACUAGUCAUGUUGGGAACAGGAAGAGCUGAUUUAGAAAAAAUGCUAAAGGAAUUCGAAGCCCAACACCGCGACAAAAUUCGAAGCUGGGUUGGUUUUUCAGUUAAGAUGGCUCAUAGGAUAACGGCAGGUUCAGAUAUAUUACUCAUGCCAUCAAGAUUCGAGCCGUGUGGACUGAAUCAACUUUAUGCGAUGAAUUAUGGAACAGUUCCUGUUGUACACGGGGUAGGCGGACUCAGAGACACAGUGCAGCCUUUUAACCCGUUCGAUGAGUCGGGUGUCGGUUGGACGUUUGAUCGCGCCGAAGCUAACAAGUUAAUGGCGGCAUUAUGGAAUUGCUUAUUGACUUAUAAGGAUUAUAAGAAGAGUUGGGAAGGGAUUCAAGAAAGAGGGAUGUCCCAGGAUCUUAGUUGGGACAAUGCUGCUCAACAAUAUGAAGAGGUUCUUGUUGCUGCCAAAUACCAAUGGUGA